UUUGAACGAUUAGCAUGUUUAAGUUCGGUGCGAUUAGAUUAUUGCCUCGGAGCUGAUCAGCCGGCGCAGUUACAGUGAUUUAGAGUGCAAGUGCGCGCGCACGCCCAUGCGGUUUUUAUCGGAAGAGUGAUCUGUGGAUUAGAUAUCGCUCGUCUCGGUGGGUACCAAGCGAUAUUGGGCACUGGGGAGUUCGAUGUGAGAGGGAUUCAAUUUGUUGGCGAGCCUCGCGCAAGGUGCUAAUGCUUACCAUUAGUAUAUCGUGACCAGACCGGAGUGUGCGGUGAUAGCGAAAGUACGAUAGGUGGAUUGCGAGCGCUGAUUUGUUUAUACGCCUAUAUUCAAGCCCAAGUGGAUACACGUCGGCGUGCGUCCGUGCGUGACUGGAGGAGGUUGGAUCAAGGAGAUCGGGCGGUCAAUCACCGACUGGAGCUCGCGCACAACCACAGGUGUGGGUGUUUUGCGUUUUCGACAAACAAGGAUCGACACCGGAAUCAAUCACAUUGAGCGUGCGAAAGUGCGGAGGUGAAUUCAGUAUUCGCAGCUACGGAUACCAUUCAACGGCGAUCGGAUUAAGUGCCAGCGGAAAAAAUCUAGUUUUGAUCGAGAAUCGAAACAGCGAACAGCAACUGGUGCACGCGUUUGCGAAGUGAUCUCCUGAACUACGAAACGAAAGUGUCAUUGGUCGCGCGUGCGUGGUGGCAAGUUUCGGGCGUUGUCGGGAAGAAGUGUCUAAACGCGUCGCGAGUGAAAACGGUAAAACCAAGAAGAAGUCACGAAGAAAUCUAUCAAAGAAGAAUAUAAUCGAUUCCGAAGAAAUCCUCAUUCCAAAAUAAAGUGUGAAUUAAGUUUCAGUGUAAUUUUGCGAACGCAAAAUUCCAACGAAAGUGAAGUGACGAACCCCUUCCUCGAACGGGAUCUCUCAGCUGGUUUGUGAAUUAUUAUUGAUGAAUUGUGUUAUCAAACCUGAGCUACGUUAGUUACGAGAGUGAACGUUCGCCCCGUCGUCGUUACAACAACCAAAGGGAGGAGCCGGAAGGACAUUAGAACGAACGAUUACCACACAUGGUUCCAUUCUGAUCGCCACUCGACACGAUAGUCCAAAACCUCAAACCAGAGAGACGCACCUUCGAGUUCGUUCGCCUCUGAUUGGGCUGCUCCAUUCAUUAUUAGCACGUUUGUUGCAGCAAGCAGCAGCAGCAGAGCCAUGAGCGAUCUAUUGCACAGUGUCACCGCCACACCUGGAACCCUGCGAAGGGCCAAACGGGGUGCUUCAACCGUGGCCGGGCUGGUGGCUUCGCCCAUUUCCGAAGGUGGCGGCGGUGGUAGAUCGUCGCCCAAAACUAUUGUCGCCGAGGCAAAGUUUGAAGGACUCACGCUGGAGGGCGUCAACCAGAAUUUGGUGGACAUCAAGUCGGACGAUAACGAGGUGGAGCCAAUCAGUCGGGAAGAGGAGAUCAUCAAGAAGCGGAAAACGGAACUGAUCACCACCCGGCAGAUCGAAACGCGCGUCCAGCGGCAGCUCAAGUUCGAGGAUGGCAAAGUUAUCGAAGAUUCCGGCCCGAUCGUGUCCACCAACACCACCGAGGAUACCGACCGGCAGGAAACGGUUCAAACAGAGCAUCGCACUCUGGGCGACCCAACGGAGGAAGAAGUUACCAAAAAUGCGGCCGUCGAUUCCGACGGGAAGCCGGUUCCCAUCGGUGGCGGCGGUGCUGCCGGCGAUGGCGCUGGCGGUCUGCAAAACCUAGUCAGUGAUGCAAGUGGCGGGGCUGGGUUGACGACGAUGGCAACCGGCGGCGAUAGCAACAAACCAAAGACAAUCGGUGCCAUCGUGGCCCGACCCGAUGGGCUGCUGAAGAACAUCAAGGAAGAGGUGGAGGUCUCCCGGGAGGAAACCAAGGAGCGCACGGUGCACGAAGAGCGGAAGCACUUUGGCGAUUUCACCGAUGAUGCCUACCUGCGUGCCAUCAACAGCGGUGUGGACGACAUCCGAGAGCUGCUCCUGUCGGAGGAGGCCCGGCUCGAGCUAGUCCCGUCCGGUCCGCAGCUGGUCAGCACCAGCACCAAGUCGCGCAAGGUCAUCGACAGCGAGGACACCGACGUGCAGCUGCUGGCCCGCCCGGACGGAACGCUGGUCACCGAGAAAACCCAAACCCGCCAGCACGAGGUCGUCUUCGACGACGACCUGCCCGGGGACGAGCGGCUCAGCACCGGCAUCGAUGAGGUGGACAGUGCCGAGCGAAUUAUCGAUCAAAAGGCUUCGUCACAGCGCUACUUCAAGCAACGCGAUGAGCAGCACGUCGAUCUGAUAGGCGCCAACGGUGAAGUGCUCGGUAACGAAAUGCGCUACGCCGCCGAAACCACCCAGAUGGAGAAGGACGGCACCCGUCCGGAGAAUCUGAUAUCGGAGUGGGACAGUCUGUCGGAUCGGUUGCGUAAGGCACGCCGGCUGGGCCGGCAAUCCACCCCGAAGGAAGCGGCCAUCACCGGCACCGGUCUGCCGCCGUUGGUCGAUCGAACCGACGCCCUCACCAAGAAGCCACUGGACUUCGAUCGGGAGGACGAAACGCGGAAGAACGAAACGAACAAGUGGCUGGAGAGUCACUUCGGGAGUGAAUCGCGGUCCUCGCGGGGAUCGCGAGACGACCUGGACGAUAUUGUGGAGCCCACGAAGAAGACCUUUUUCAAUGUGACGAUCAAAAGUGGGGAUGGGGUUGACGAACGCGGAAGCAGUGGCAAUCUGUACAAGGGCCAUCCGAUAAGUCCGCCACCCAAGGUGAUGCCUCCUGAAAAGGAUGAGGGCACCGGGCGGAAGUAUUUUCAGGGGGUCAGUGAGUGGAACGAGAGAAACCGGUACGGACGAGGGUCGAGGGAAAAUUUAGUGGACACAGAUGACUAUGUUUAUCGAAAAGGAAAGGAUUACCGGCUGGACGAGGGGAAGAAUUCCUACAAAGAAGAUUCCGCGUACGUUUCGUCUUCGACGUAUUUCACAACGCCACGGUCACCGAAGCCGAUGAAGGAUAGUAAUUUCAAUGCCAGGUAUGCCAGGGACGCGCGAUCAGUUUCACCGGACCGCAUCGAGUUCGUUACGGAGGAACGGCCAACGGCCCCGCAGCGGAAGAAAGCACUGGAACGAAAGCUGACCAACGGCAGCGGAAUGCUGGCGAAACGCGCGCCACCCGAACCGCAAGUCAUAGAGUACGCACCGCGCAGCCGUUCGAUUUCACCCAUUCAGAUUCCCCCGGCGGCGACGACCUUGCGGAAGCCUUAUCAGAAAACCCGUUUCAGCAGUAUUCAAGAUCUAAGUCACCACACUUCCCGGGGGUCGGGGGUCAACACACGGGCCCAGAGUACCCCACCAAAGAGCAAAGUCGGUUCGGCCAUCGGCAACAGCAUUCGGAAGCUGGUCGGUAAGAUUCGAUCUGCCAGCGCCGAACGCAAACUGCGACUCAAAUCAUCGAUCAAGCAGCGUUCGCCCUCGCCGUCCUCCUCAGCCCACAAACGGAACAGCUCGUCCAGCGCCACAUAUCAGCAGUACAACGUCAUCGACAGUCACAUCGGUGGACGAGGAUACUCACCACCACCGCAAGGGGCACCAAACCAGUCGCAAUCGCAGCAUCAGCGAGUCGCCACCGCACCGAACGGUGUCAGUCACAAACCGAACGGCAACAUUUCCAGACGUGAUCGUGAUCGCGAGCGCGCAGAUCCCGCCAAUAUCAGCAGCAACAACGUCAGUUACGGUGGCAGUGGUCGUCGCGGGUCCUCCGAUAUCGUGUCCGAUAUGACAACCAACAGUGGUGGCGUUCCGACGCCGAAGCAGAAGUACUACCUCGGAGAGAAUCCCUACGGGGGCAGCAUCUUUGGCAAGGAGAACAAGUACGCGGACGGGUCGCGUGCGCAGGUGCGCGGCGCAGGGGACAGUAGCAGCCGGGGACAACCGCAGCGCAGCGAAGAACGGAUCGUGACGUCGUCCCACACGAGAAGCUAUAGUCAACCACCACCUCCAACGGCAACAACACUUGGUCGAUAUAGCAAAAGCACCAAUCGACUCCCGACGUCGACCAACGGCCACCAUGAGCAUCACACCUCCUCCUCAUCCUACAUGCAGCAAUCUUCCAACAACUCUCAAACCCUGCCCCGUAAACUCUAUGAGCAGAAACAGAAAGCCAAACCCCUUCACUCGUCCACCAUCAACGUGUCUAUCGUCAACACCGUCAGUCCCUCACCCCAGUCACCCCCGGCCAACACUGGUCCGGUCAAACCCGCUCGAACCUACAAAGCACUCAACCGAAGCAAAUCCUUUAACGUACACGGCCUCAACGGAACCAACGAUCCUAGUCCAAUCUAUCUGGAGAAGAUCACCAGGAACAACUACAACUCCUUCUAUCGAUCCAACUCCCAUCUGGACGAUCUCCAGCACACGCCCUCCCGCCACCAGAACGAAUCCAUGCAGCUCAAGAGUCCCUCCAUCGUCAAUCUAAUCAGCCGGAGCACCCGGGAUCUGACGCAGAGUCCCCUCUACGAAGACGAACGAGUGCAGUCGCGUACCGAGUACUACAACGAAUACUCCGCCAACAAGAAGAACGUCUUCCUCAAAAACCUCCAGAACCGGGCUCCGGAGCUCUACCGUACGCUGCAUGGUAGCAGCGCGUCGCCGGCCAAUGGCCGCGACUCACAGCACAACGGCCACGCAGGAAGCCCCUCGCGGGAGUACCUCAACACGUACAUCAGCCGGGAGCAGGAAUCCUCGCUGGGGUCCCGAUCGCCCAUCACCAUCAACAAGGACACGGCUGGCAUCGUGCGCCGCGGUAGCUCUAGCACCGACGACCACAACGAAAGCUACCGCAUAACGCAGAAUUCGGACGAUCCGCAACGCCCGGGGGUAACAAACACCGUCAGAAAUUUCAGCAAGAAGACCGUUCCCACCAAGGACGGCCGGGGUAUGCAAACCAUCGAGACGAGCGAGGUACGAACGACCAGCAGCAGUCGGUACCGGUCGGAACCUCCGGCAGCGCUCAAGUAUCAGGAGUUCCGUAACGGCCAUAACAACGGAAUGAACGGUGGCAGCAGCGGCGGAGUAGUAAUCGAACUGCGAGGAAAAUCUUAGGCAUUUCUGAGAGAAAAUUUGCAUAAUUUUUAUUCACAUUGAUGUCGGAUAUUAUGUUUAGACUGCGGAGUUGGAACAUGUUAUUCGGAAGGUGAUACAACUGAAAAAUGAAAAUGUUAAACAUACAUUAAAUAAGAUUUUCUCUCUGUGCCAGAUUUGAUGAAACUCUAUAAAUAACUUUAUAACAAUAAAACGCACCUGCGUUGGGAGUAAAGGAGAUGAACAUGACCUAUGAUCUUUGAAAUGAUUCAUUCAGGCGUCACGUUUUAAACAAUUGGGUUGUUUAGGGGUAUAUAUGUUUUUACAUAUUCUGAAUCUGCAUGAAAAACUGAGCCUAACUCCAAUUUUUCAGAAUUUUUGGAGCCCCGGAACUAUUUUUAAUUUGGAUUUUAAAUUUAUAUGGGACUAAAAAUUUGUUCUUAUGCUGCAUGGGCCAACUGUCAUUCUAUGAAUGUUAGUGUCAUUCUAUCGAUUAAAAUGGCUUAUUGUUUGCUAUACAAAAAUAAAAAUAAAAGGUUUACAAGCAAAAUAAAAAUAUGUUGGAGAUCAGAAAAGUAUGCUCUUUAUGUUAAACUAUAAAAAACCUCAUAUUUUUCUCUGCUCAACAACCCAAUUGUGUCACAUUUAGAACUUCUUUAAGAUUUAAAUCAGAAGAACACUAACAAACCGAUGGAGAAAUUGGCAACCACACCAAUCAUCAAAAGCAUGUUUUAACCAAGCAAAUUUAUAGGUAUUUAAUAUAACCUAGAACAGCCUUUAGGCAACGGUAAUCAAUGACCAUGAAAGUUAUCGUAAAAUAAAGUAACAUGUGUGUA
Molecule: messenger RNA, 5922 nt
Organism: Armigeres subalbatus
Lineage: Eukaryota; Metazoa; Arthropoda; Insecta; Diptera; Culicidae
Gene: chas
Exons: 10
Coding region: 1205-5107 (1300 amino acids)
Source: RefSeq, a predicted model, not a curated record